Molecule: messenger RNA, 2628 nt
Organism: Perca fluviatilis (European perch)
Lineage: Eukaryota; Metazoa; Chordata; Actinopteri; Perciformes; Percidae
Gene: hcar1-3
Product: hydroxycarboxylic acid receptor 1-3
Exons: 2
Coding region: 455-1405 (316 amino acids)
Biological process (GO): G protein-coupled receptor signaling pathway
Cellular component (GO): membrane
Molecular function (GO): G protein-coupled receptor activity
Source: RefSeq, a predicted model, not a curated record
CUUAAGUAGUGAUCUAGUGAGACAAAAUGGGUAGUCCUCUCGCUGUAGUCCUCUGUUUUUUAAAUCACGAAUUCUAAUUUAUCAACGUAACAUUCCCUGACAAACGUUGGACAAGAAUGUGUAACAAUAUACAGUUACACUUACGUGCCAGAUGUGAGCUUGCAAUUUAUUUUUCCUGGAACCAUCAUGCCAUGACAAGCCCGCAGAGGAAACCAGCUUUUAAACGGAGAUAGUGAUCUUGUCUCACUAGAUCACUACUUAAGCCUGAGAGCUGAACAUUUUAUUGUCUUCAUCUGCUGAAUGCGCCGACAAGACAACUCUGACUUCUGAAAAAGAGGUUGUUGAGGUUUUUUAGAGGGAGCCAAGGAUUUCACUUUUCAACUGAACGUAAGAUCUGCUGAAAAUAAGGAGCCGUGGGAACAACCAGAGAGAUCACACUGCAUUCAUACCCAAAAUGGAUUUGCUGCACAAUACCACCGUGGCAAUAAAUGAAACUAACAUGAAUUACUCAUCUUUGAGCCUGUCUAUUGUCAUGAUCAUUGAGAUGAUUGUGGGCCUGCCAGCAAACACAGUAGCCUUGUGGAUUUUCUGUUUCCGCAUAAAAUGUUGGAAACCACACACUCUCUUCCUCUUUAACCUGGUUCUAGCUGACUUUCUGCUUCUCAUCAGCGUGCCCUUCCGCAUCAACAACUACCUCCGGGGAGACUGGGUGUUUGGAUCGGUCUGGUGUCGCAUCAACCUCUUCAUGCUGGCUGUCAAUCGCUCUGCCAGUAUUGCAUUCAUGACAGCUGUGGCACUGAAUCGCUACUUUAUGGUGGUCCAUCCGCAUCACUACAUCAGCCAUUUGACUUUGACUCAGGUGGGUUGGCUCGCAGGCCUGAUGUGGACUGUUGUGAUCGCCCUACGGAUUCCCCUGGUGGCCAACGACCUUCUCCACACCGAUGGCAAAGUCUCCCUGUGUCGUAGCUUCCACUCCUACAAAAUAAUCCCUUUGUCGAUAAAGGUAUACUACGUGGCCUUCACCGCAGAGGUUAUCCUGCCCUGGUUCUUGUUGCUAUUCUGCUCAGGCCAGAUUGCCUUCCACCUGCACCAAAGGCGGAUGGACAGGCAGAAGAGAGUACGGAGGGCCAUACGGGCAGUAUGGGUGAUUAGUUUGGUGUUCACCAUCUGCUUUAUGCCAAGUAUCCUCACAGGCUUGGGUGGGGUGUACAUCAAGUAUUUCCACCCCAUGGACAAAACAUCUUACAUGCUGAUCACCAAGCUCUUUGAGAUGUGCGUUGGCUUCACCUACCUCAACAGUGCUUUGGACCCUGUCAUCUACUCUUUCUCUAGUUCCAGCUUUCGUGAUGCCCUCAGACACCGAAGCUUUGUGAAUAAGAAUGUCAGAUCAGCCAACAACCAUUAACAAAAAUGAUAAAAUACCACGUCAAUUUAUAAUGGAUAAACUACUCCAGAACUAGGUCAUAGGUUCAACCGCCAUUGUUGAAGAGUCUUGAUGGUUAGGGUUAGGAUGCUGAACCACUCUGUAGGUAACCCAGAAACAAAAUGGAGGCCCAGACAUCCCUACCAUUAUAAGGCGGUGCAACACCCAAGCCGUUUUGGACACCACCUAAGCCGAACAAAUGUAAAUUCAAUGUGAGCAUUUAAAUGACUUUCCUCGGAUUGUAGUUGAUCCCCAGAGGACUUCUCUAGAAAGUUUUGUCUUUAAGAUUUUUUAGUGUUUUUAUUUUAUUAAAUUUUUUAUUAUCUCCUCUAGCUUUUCCAAUGAUUUAGACACAGAUAUGAUAAUUAUAUUUGUCCAAAAUGAUGUGGAAAUGCAUUUAUUUUAUUGAAUAAUGUUACAUUUUCUUGAGGGAGGGCCCCAAGUCCUCCGCCAGAUACGUGCACCUAAGUCUUCCACGAACCUAGGGAAACCCCAGGCACGGCUUAAAUAUUUAAACUGCAGUUAUGUGUAUUUAUAUUUUAGAUUGAUGACAGAAAUGCUGCAGGUGUCAUGUUCCUGCUUUUAUUGUGUGUUGUGUGUUUAUUUGCAUUACCUGUUUUAUUUUGAAAUCAUCAGUUGUCCUUAUCCCAGGUCACUUGUCUUCCUCCCGUUGUUUGCUUUCCCGCCUAUUUGAUUACCGUCCCCGCCCCUAAUGUGUUUCACCUGUUUGUUUUCAGCUUCCCCAGUCUCCGUUCAUAAAUACUCGCCAGUCCCACUUCCCAGUGACAGAUUGUAGUUGAACUUAUGUCACUCUCUCCAGCGUUUUUCCCUAGUGUUUGUUUUCCAGUGUUUCUAGACCUUUUGCCUUGGUUAUCAACUACGAGUUUUUGCCUGCCGUUUUUGUACUUCUGCCUGCAUUUUGUUGUGAGAACAAUAACGACUGUUACUUGUGAUACCUCUCAGAGUAGUGCAUUUAAGUCCGCCAUUGUACCGUGUCAGUAGGGAAGUGUCCUGAUAGGGACAGUUCUGUGUUUGCAAGUAUUGGCAGUCACUGCAUUUUUAGAGGGAGCUUUGUUACUACUUCCAUAACAUCAGAAUAUAAAGUGACCAGUGGAGUUUGUUCAAAUGUUCAAUAUUUAUAUUCAAACUGUAUGGUAUGGAUAUCAAUGUCAAUAUAAGCAAUAAAAUGUUGUGUGUUUGUUAAA